GGCUGCGCUACAGCGCAGAAAGAGGACGAGGAGGAGAAGACUGCUUCGCUACUGUCGGGUUUACAGUUCAAGUAUCGUCUUUCUGCUUCAGUACACGGACUGGCAUCGCAGCUGGGAGAGCCUAGAGACUGUUUACUGUUUAUUUAGAUCUGUUGCAACGAGGUUUUCUCCGCUAAACGACGCAAACAUCGGCGCUGACGGGAUCGCACCUGCCUCGGAGCAUGGACAACAAAGACUGAUCCAACACUGCGCUGCUGUGCGGCAGCAAACCGAGCCAGGCUGCCUGCGAAACCUCCAAGAGAUUCAUUUAUUUACGAGCCUGUGCUGCACACCGGUGCUGCAAGAGGAGGGUUUGCGUGCAGGAAAUUUGGUGUUGGACUUCUACAUUGCAGGCCGAUCCGAUCCGAUCCGUGCCUCGCUGGGUUUAAUUAUAGCAACACUUUGCAUGCGCGUCUUAGUUUCGCUCGGACAUUGAGUAGUAGACAUACAUUUGAAGGGUCGAGGAGGAGAGCAGGCCUACAUCUGUGUUUAAUAAUUUAAUUAUCGCUGCUGGACACAGUCACACGGAGCAGCAGGCAGUCCUCUUUGUUCAAUGUUCCCUUAAAAACCAGGAGAAUUAUGUGGGUCAGUCCCGAAGAUGUGUUACUGGCGGGCGCGUUAUGGAUCACCGAGAGGGCAAAUCCAUAUUUCAUCCUUCAGAAACGGAAGGGCCACGGGGAUGGAGGCGGAGGUCUGGCCGGUUUGCUGGUCGGAACCCUGGAUGUCGUCUUGGACUCCAGUGCUCGGAUGGCCCCGUAUAGGAUCCUGUACCAGACUCCUGACUCUUUAGUUUACUGGAUCAUUGCUCAUGGAACCUCCCGCAAAGAGAUCACAGAGCACUGGGAGUGGCUGGAACAUAACCUGCUGCAGACUCUCUCCAUCUUUGAGAAUGAGAAUGACAUUACCACCUUUGUUAAAGGAAAAGUUCAGGGCAUCAUUGCGGAGUACAACAAGAACCACGACGUCAAAGAGGACGACGACACAGAUAAGUUCAAGGAGGCCAGCGCCAAGUUUCGUAAGCUGUUCGGGAUGCCGGAGGAGGAGAAGCUGGUCAACUAUUACUCCUGCAGCUACUGGAAGGGCAAGGUGCCACGACAGGGAUGGCUUUACCUGAGCAUCAACCACCUCUGCUUCUACUCCUACUUACUAGGAAAAGAAGCCAAGCUGGUGGUGCGUUGGGCAGAUAUCACCCAGCUGGAGAAGAGCGCCACCCUCCUGCUGCCCGACGCGAUCAAGGUGAGCACCCGCAUCAACGAGCACGUCUUCUCCGUCUUCCUCAACAUCAACGAGACCUUUAAGCUGGCCGAGCAACUGGCCAACAUCGCCAUGCGUCAGCUCCUGGACAACAAAGGCUUUGAGCAGGACCGCUCGCUUCCCAAGCUCAAGAAGAAGUCACCCAAGAAGGUGUCGGCACUAAAGAGGGACUUGGAUGCGAGAGCUAAGAGUGAGCGUUACCGGGCGCUCUUUCGUCUGCCCAAAGAUGAAAAACUGGACGGACACACAGACUGCACCCUCUGGACCCCCUUUAACAAGAUGCACAUCCUGGGACAGAUGUUUGUAUCCACCAACUACAUCUGCUUCACCAGUAAGGAAGAGACGCUGUGCAGCCUCAUCAUCCCGCUACGAGAGGUGACCAUUGUGGAGAAGGCAGACAGCUCCAACGUGCUGCCCAGCCCGCUCUCCAUCAGCACCAAGAACCGUAUGACUUUCCUGUUUGCUAACCUGAAGGACCGAGACUUCCUCGUCCAGAGGAUUUCUGACUUCCUGCAGCAGACCACCUCCAAGAUCUACCUAGAGAGGGAGCUCACUGGCAGCCUGAACAGCUCAGACGACGAGGUUUACUCCCAGCCUGGAUCCCUGCUCUCCAGCAGCCCACAGCACAGUCUCGGCUCAGAAAGCGAGCGUACAUUCAACCUGAACGACAGCAGCGUGCCCACAGCCACACAAGCCCUGAUGACCAUGUACCGCCGCCGCUCACCUGAGGAGUUCAAUCCCAAGCUGGCGAAGGAGUUCCUGAAGGAGCAGGCGUGGAAGAACCACUUUGCAGAGUACGGACAGGGGGUGUGUAUGUACCGCACCGAGAAGACGAAGGAGCUGGUCCUCAAGGGGAUUCCUGAGAGCAUGAGAGGAGACCUGUGGCUACUCUUCUCUGGAGCGAUCAACGAGAUGGCCACCCACCCCGGCUACUACGAAGACCUGGUGGAGAAGUCGAUGGGCAAAUACAACCUGGCAACAGAGGAGAUCGAGAGGGACCUGCACCGCUCUCUCCCCGAGCACCCGGCCUUUCAGAAUGAGAUGGGCAUUGCUGCCCUCCGCAGGGUCCUCACAGCCUACGCGUUCAGAAACCCCAACAUCGGAUACUGUCAGGCUAUGAAUAUUGUGACAUCUGUGCUGCUGCUCUACGCCAAAGAAGAGGAGGCUUUUUGGCUGCUCGUGGCGCUCUGUGAGAGGAUGCUGCCUGACUACUACAACACUAGGGUCGUAGGUGCCCUGGUGGAUCAGGGGGUGUUCGAGGAGCUGGCCCGCGAGUAUGUUCCUCAGCUGUACGACUGCAUGCAGGACCUCGGUGUCAUCUCCACUAUCUCGCUCUCCUGGUUCCUCACCCUCUUCCUGUCUGUCAUGCCGUUCGAGAGUGCAGUGGUGGUGGUGGACUGCUUCUUCUACGACGGCAUCAAGGUCAUCUUUCAGCUGGCGCUAUCCGUGCUGCACGCUAACAUCCAUCAGCUGCUGGGCUGCAAGGAUGACGGAGAGGCCAUGACCGUACUGGGCAGAUAUUUGGACAGUGUGACCAACAAGGACAGCACCCUCCCUCCCAUCCCCCACCUGCACUCCUUACUGACAGACAAUGGAGAACCCCAUCCAGAGGUCGACAUCUUCAAGCUGGUCCGCAGCUCCUACGAGAAAUUCGGUUCAAUCCGUGCAGAUGUGAUCGAACAGAUGCGUUUCAAACAGAGACUGAGGGUCAUCCAGACCAUUGAAGAUACAACUAAACGCAACGUGGUCAGGACUAUUGUAACAGAGACUGCCUUCAGUAUUGACGAGUUGGAGGAGCUCUAUGUUCUCUUCAAGGCUGAGCACCUGACCAGCUGCUACUGGGGCGGCAGCAGCAACCCCACAGAGCGUCACGACCCCAGCCUGCCCUACCUGGAGCAGUACCGCAUUGACGUGGAGCAGUUCAAAGGCCUGUUCAAUCUUCUGUUCCCCUGGGCCAACGGAUCCCACUCAGACCCCCUGGCUUUGCGCUUCUUCCGUCUCCUCGACCAAAAUGGAGACACUCUCAUCAAUUUUCGGGAGUUUAUUAAUGGCCUUGGUGUCCUCUAUCACGGGGACCUCACUGAGAAGCUGAAGCUCCUCUACAAGAUGCACGUCAUACCUGAAGUCACUCAUGAACAGGAAGAGCCUGACUCUGCCUUUGAGGCCACGCAGUAUUUCUUUGAAGACAUCACUCCAGAGACGUCCAUCGGUCACGACUCAAAGUGCAGAGGUGAACGGGAUGAUGGAUUCGUCAGAGUUACAUUUAAGACUGAAAAAGUGAAGAAACUGAACACUCCUGAAUAUCGCCAUUACCUGAAACUGUGGAACCAGGAGACAAAACCUAAACUAGAAAACACAAAAGACCUCCCCAAGCUGAAUCAGAGCCAGUUUAUCGAGCUUUGCAAGACCCUCUACAGCAUGUUCAGUGAGGACGUUGCAGAGCAGGAGCUCUAUCACGCCACAGCGACGGUCACCAGUCUGCUGCUGGAGAUGGGAGAGGUGGGAAAGCUCUUCUCCUCCACUGGCAGAAAGGACCACAACAUGGAGAGUAAAUCAGAGCCGAGCCUGUGUACAAGAGAUGCCACAGAUCCCAAAACCACCCAGGAGGCCGUGCUCGAUGGCGUGUUCCAGCAGCGGGGCCAGGGCGACGGCUUUGCUUCUGCAGGUCUGGAGACCAAGCCAAGCCCUUGUGAGGAGGGGAAAGGGGACGAAGGGAGCGAGCAGCUGCCACCUAUGCAAGACAUCAAGCUGGAGGACUCGUCUCCCAAAGACACAGGCACGUCGUCCGCCAUGCUCAUCUCGGAUGAUGAAACUAAAGAUGACACUUCGAUGUCGUCUUACUCGGUGCUCAGCGCAGGCUCCCACGAGCUGGAUGAGAAGCUGCAGUGCGAGGACAUUGCAGACGACACAGUGCUGGUGCGCAGCGACAGCGGCCCCAGCGGUGAAACAGGUAACCAGCCCCACGGUGGUGGACCCCAUGACAGAGGGCUGCCUCACAGCACAAGCAUUGAUAAAGACUGGGCCAUCACGUUUGAGCAGUUCCUGGCCUCGGUGCUCACUGAGCAGGCCCUGGUGCAUUAUUUUGAGAAGCCAGUGGAGGUGGCUGCUCGUAUAACUAACGCCAAGAAUGUGCGGAAAGUCGGGCGCCCCUCGCUGUCGACAAGUGACUAUGAGAUCUCGCUAUCUGGCUAAAGAUUUCACACACAGACUUUUUAAAAGGGAAAUGUGAUCAUCAGUCAUUGUGUAUAAAUGUCUCGCUGAGUUUUAGAGGACAAUGAAGGUCAGUGUAUGUGUAUGAUAGCUGAAUGAAUGUGACCAAAAACUGCUCUUAGCGACAAAUUUUACCAGAUGUGAAAGACUUUUAUUAUAACAAUCACCAGAUUCUGUCCAGCUGAGAGAGAAUUGGACGUUAAUAUUAAGGUUUGCUCAGAUGAAAUCAGUGUGUACAUGUACUGUAGUAGCUGUACUUUAUAAAGAUAUUAUGCAUAGGUGUUAAUAUUGUAAUCUCUAGUACUCUUAGGCGAUGUAGAUGUAAAUGUCCACAGAAACCUUACAGUUCCAAACUGGGAUAACGAUAGUCUACGUACGAUCACCUAACAUUAUACAAGCUCAAACUAUCGCUUCCUUACUUUCAAUUCCAUUUGCUGUUAAUCACAAAACGUUUUUAAUUUCUUCAUCGAAUGACAAUACAGAUAGAAAACGAAGCUGUGAAAAUUCAACGAUGAAUGAAUUUUCAUGUACAUAUUAUUAUGUGUCACUUUGGCUUUCCACACACACCCACACAUAGACACACACCUACGACUUCCUAGACCUACACUCACUAAAAUAAUGUUCCCAAUAACUGCCGUUUCCCCCGCUAUUUAUUGGUAAUCUCAAUCUUUUUUUUUUUUUGACUCAAAAGAAAACACACCUGAUGGCUGAGGAAUCAACGUGUCCUAAGAAACGAUGAUUACACUACUGUUGAAUGAAGGACCUGCACUUUCUGUACGUUUACAACAUAAUGUGAUCCACUAAUACAUUAUGGCCUUUUUUUCUUAACAUGUUUUAACCUUUUUGCUCUGUACAUUUUUACAUUGCUGUUUUUUUAUGUGAAUAUUUUUUUUUUAUUAUUAUUUUAAAUGUCCAGGUAUUAUUACUCUGGAUUCUGAUGCAUUGUGUGUCACUCCAUCUAAUUAAAGUAACAGUACGAUUGAUUCGAAGCUGCACAGAACAGCGCUUCAAGCCUUUUUUAUUGACUUCAUCAGACUGAGUGCUACCAUGUGACAGAAAACACUGAGUGUUGCUGCCAUCUGGUGUUAGAUCUUAUAUCCUACCAUUCAUUUAUUUACUGAAGACAUCAAUUUUAAUUGUGAAAUAUGAUUCACAGAUGCAGAAAUUGUAUUACCAUUUUUUUGUCUUUGAACUAGUUUAAGCUGUUAUUCACAAAUAUUUCACAUUAUUUAAAUAACUGCCACAGACUAGUGUGACUCUAGUAAAGUAAAAUGUUACUAAGUACAUUUUGAAGCUACUUGAACUGUACUAUUUUUAUUUUCAUGUUAGUUUUCACUCAUAUUCCACUUAAUUUCAGGAGAAGGGAAACAUACUCUUCUUCUCAACUGCAUUUAUUUGACAGCUAAAGUUAGUUUUUAAUUUGCAGAUUAAGAUUUUAUAUACAAAACAUAAGAUCAGUUUCCAAAAGAUAAUGUAUUUUGUAUACAGCAGUAGGAGAACUACUCAGAUCGUAACACUAGCAAUAGCACAGUGUAGAAAUAGUCCUUUUUAGAAUUUAGAAUUCCAUUUAGAAUUUAACUUCAGUACAAAAAGUAUAGGGACACGUGCAAAAGUAUUGGCAUCAAACUAUACUUAAAGGUCUAGUGUGUAGGAUUUAGUGGCAUCUAGUGCUGAGGUUGCAGAUUGCAAUCAACUGAAACUUCUCCCGUGUGCCAAGCAUGUAGGAGAACCGCGGUGGCCGACGCAAAAUGUGAAUGGCCCUGUCUAAAGCCACUGUUUGGUUUGUCCAUUCUGGGCUACUGUAGAACAACAUGGUAGACUAUGUAAAGAGGACCUACUCUGUAUGUAGCCAUUAAAAGGCUUGUUCUAAGGUAACGAAACAACCAUUCUUAUUUUCAUACUUAUGGAUAUUCAUUUCCAUUUCUGUUGAAAUAUUCCCAUAAAUCCUACACACUGAACCUUGAAAGUAAACAAAGGCACUCAGCAAUAUGGCCCAUCUCAGAGUAACGUGUCACUAGAGCAUAAUCAUUUAUGUAUUAAAGCAGCUGUGCGGAACUUUACGUUUUUGUUGAUUAUAGCGCCCCCUUUGGUCGAAGAGGUAUGACACCCACAGCCUGGUGUUGUAAAAUUCCGACUGCAGCCGGCAUUCGGCUUCAUUCGUAAAAUCUCGACUGCAACCGGCAAUUACCGCAUGCAUUUGUUAUGGAGAGCGAGAGGAAAAUCAUAAAUGUUCUGGUGUAGCUCUGAAUUUCUUAUAAACUGAGGACAACUGCCUGCUGUAUAUUUGUGUUCAUGGUAACAGUCACAGAUAAUUUUGUGGCGUUUGUUGUAACGUUACUAGACAAAAGCGGUUCACAUCAGCUAACGUUACAUUUAGCUUGCUUAUAACUUCCAUGUCGUCAUAUAUUGAAGUGACACAACGUCUAACAAGUUGCGGUGUAUUCUCUAAAUAAAAACAAAAAUUACAUACCUGUCGAUUAGGAAAAGGGCCAACUCGGGAUCAGUUUUAAAACCUUUCAAAUCUCUCAGCUCUCUCCACUUGGUGAAUGCCCGACCGAGGUUUGCACGUGUUUGGGCUCGAGCCCUAUCACUGUCCCGUUUAGCCUUCUUCUGUUCUUUUUCUUUUAGAUGGUGCUCCUUCUUUAUCCGCCAUGACAUCGAAAGUACAACCAAGUCCUUAUAGAUACAUCUCUGGUAAAACUGUUAUGUGUUCAGCAAUGCCCGUUGCGUACCGCUUACUCGAAAAACACUCUCUGUAAACAUGGCUCUUUGUUCUUCUGUGGUUUAAUGGCUGCGGGCCGCUGUGGGCAUGCAGACUUACUUCCGCCUCCAGGUGCCGUAUUCUGGUUUGCUGACUUCCGCUGUGUCUGACCUGAGCCAGGCUACGCUAAAUAGCCAUAUAGAGAAAGGCUUUUUUGUCACUGUUGGGUUCAAAUUAAUAUGCAGAUCUUCAAGGGGGGGUGAUACGAACUAGGGACAGUUUUAUAAAUGGUAAAAAGUUCUGCACAGCUGCUUUAAUGUAAACAUUACUUUGAGGGUCCAGUGUGAAGGAUUUAGGGGGAUCUACUGGCAGAAACUGAAUAUUUAAAACUACAUUUUUGUUAGUGUUUAACCACCUGAAACUAAUAGUCAUCGUGUUUUCGUUACCUUAGAAUGAGCGGUUUAUAUUUACAUAUGGAGCUGGUCCUCUUCAACAGAGUCCGCCAUGUUUCUACAGUAGCCCAGAACAGACAAACAAAUAUUGGCUCCAAAUAGGGCCAUCCACAUUUUUAAAUUACUUAAAGGCCACUGUAGCUUCUCAGACUGGAGGAUAUUCAGGUAGUUGCAAUCUGAAACCUCAGUGCAAAGAGCUACUAAAUCAUGCACACUGGUCCUUUAAUGUUGCAGCUGGUGGAGUUAAUGCUAAUUACUGUGUAUACUGUUGGGUAGCUUGUGAAUUUACCCCCAAUGAACCAGUUGAGUUUUACCUUAUCUUAGAAUUUAUUCCUUGAUUAUAUUUUGUGUCAUUAAUCCGACUCUACAAAGUAACUAAAGUUAUCAAAUAAAAUCACUGGAAUGAAAAGUACAAUGUUUCCAUCUGAGAUGCAGUUAAGUAGAAGUAUAAAGUAGCAGAAAAUUAAAAUAAAGUACCUCAACAUUGUACUUAAGUACAGCGCUUGAGUAAGUGUACAAUGUACUUAGUUAUUUUGCACCACUGGGUAUUGAUUAAAUCAGCUUCAACAUUAAAAUGGUGCUCACAUGUUCAUGUAUUAGUAACCAUAAUCUAAUCUUAUAGUACUCACAGGGACCAUUUUGUUGCUGUGAUGCCCCUCCCACUGUCUUGGACAAUGUUCCAGCCAGCCUCAUCAGGAAGUUGGCUGACAUGGGAGGGUUGUUACCUUGAUUAGGCUCACCUGGGCUUCCAGGCUAUAAAAGCUGCCUCCUCUGUUCACUUGGUCUCUCCCCUCCUUCAGCUGAUAUCCACUGUGCAUCUUUGGUUUUUUACACCUCCACAGCACACCUGACACUCACCCAUGCAUGGCUUUCAUAACUGACUUUGCUGACCUACACACUCCAUUGAUUAUUUAAGUUAAUUUUAGUUUAAUA
This is a messenger RNA of Epinephelus moara (kelp grouper), 8589 nucleotides long. It is a transcript of the gene tbc1d9, whose product is annotated as TBC1 domain family, member 9 (with GRAM domain). Bases 619 to 4485 code for a protein of 1288 amino acids. Lineage: Eukaryota; Metazoa; Chordata; Actinopteri; Perciformes; Serranidae. Gene Ontology annotation, molecular function: calcium ion binding. The transcript is spliced from 21 exons. The record is from RefSeq and is a predicted model, not a curated record.